Gorilla gorilla gorilla (western lowland gorilla) is the source of this 2860-nucleotide messenger RNA. It is a transcript of the gene GGPS1, whose product is annotated as geranylgeranyl diphosphate synthase 1. The transcript is spliced from 4 exons. The record is from RefSeq and is a predicted model, not a curated record. Gene Ontology annotation, molecular function: prenyltransferase activity. Gene Ontology annotation, biological process: isoprenoid biosynthetic process. Lineage: Eukaryota; Metazoa; Chordata; Mammalia; Primates; Hominidae. The coding region runs from base 1633 to 2535 and encodes 300 amino acids.
GUGUAUGAAUUUUCCAUCCCCUAGCUUUAAGCGAGGAGGGAGAGGAAGGGUUGGCCAAGUGGGGCGGAAGGGCGCAUCUGAGCGAGGAGGAAGCAGAAACCUCACCGUUUCUUCCCCUCCGGACUCUGUGCUAGCACUGUAGACGUUUGCAGUUCUCUGCCCAGCCGCUGUGGGAAAUUGGCCUCGAAGUGAUUGAAAUUCCCUGUAUAUAUCAGGCGGCUUCUUUCAGAUCCAUCGUCUUUCUCCCGGAGUAUGAAUGGAAGGAUUCAGUAUGCGCUUCACAUUUGUAUGUCUCUGUUUGGCCAUUCUCAAACCAGGCCCUUUCCUUUGAAAAGUCGUUUGCAUGGGAUGUUCACUUCUUAGACACAAGGUUGUGUGCCCUGGUUUCAUCGUCUAACGCGUUAGAAGGCGCUUUCAUUUCUUCAUGGGUGUUGAGCGCCGACCACUGGGGUGGCCUCUGCCUUCGUAGACCUGCGCCUGGUGAGACGGACAGAUGCUGAACAAAACAAUGUGAAAUUACCGCAGUGGCAGUGCCCCAGAGGAGAGUUCCACGGUGAUAGGAGAAUGUGAGGGAAUUUGGCUUCUUUAGGGAGGGAAAGGAAGGGUUUCUGAGCAAGUGAGGAUCGAGCUGAGAGCUGAAGGGCUAGCAGGAGUUAACUAAGGAAAGAGAAAAGGAAAGGACAUUCCAAACAAAAAGACUAACUUGUCGGAAAGCCCUGUGGCGGAAGGGAGCUUUUCCAAUAUGAAGAACUGAGCCUGGAGAGAUGGGAUGAGGGGGAGUAUCGAACCUUUUAGGCUUUGUAAAGGAGUUUUGGUUUUGUCCUAAUAGCAAUGGGAUAUCUUCCAAGGAAUCUCAAUCAGAAGGGAGAGAUGGCUCCGAUUGGAAUGUCAUCCCUGGCUGAAGAGUAGAGGAAGCGAAAAAAAGAAGAGUUAAAGAGGCAAAUGCAGGGAACCCGACGAGGAGGCUAUUGCCGUAGUAGUUCACAUGGUGAAAAGAAUGGAGCGUUUGUAUUAAUGAUUAUGGAUUCACUCUUUGAACAAAUUUCUGGCAGCUUUUUAGUUUUGAAAGUGAGAAGUUUCAGACUCUCACUGAGGUAUUCUGUAGUUUUUUCACUCUAAAAGGAAACUAGUAGAGUUCAUGUAACACACACUAACGCCUCUUUACAUUUAACCUUAGUACGUGAUAGCUGAAAUUUCCAGCUGUGAUAAAUUGGGAAAUCCUUUGAUUUAAAAGAAAAACAAAGGCGGGUGAGGGUGAGAGUAUAUGCCACGGUGUGUAGAAUCCUUUAGACUCUUAAGAAGACACAAGGCGGCUGGGCGUGGUGGCUCACGCUUGUAAUCCCAGCACUUUGGGAGGCCGAGGCGGGCGGAUCACGAGGUCAGGAGAUCGAGACCAUCCUGGCUAACACGGUGAAAGCCCGUCUCUACUAAAAAUACAAAAAAAAUAGCCGGGCAAGGUGGCGGGCGCCUGUAGUCCCAGCUACUCGGGAGGCUGAGGCAGGAGAAUGGCGUGAACCCGGGAGGCGGAGUUUGCAGUGAGACGAGAUCACGCCACUGCACUCCAGCCUGGGCGACAGAGUGAGACUCUGUUUCAAAAAAAAGACACAAGAUUAGCUUUGAAGUUUAAAUCCAAUGGAGAAGACUCAAGAAACAGUCCAAAGAAUUCUUCUAGAACCCUAUAAAUACUUACUUCAGUUACCAGGUAAACAAGUGAGAACCAAACUUUCACAGGCAUUUAAUCAUUGGCUGAAAGUUCCAGAGGACAAGCUACAGAUGAUUAUUGAAGUGACAGAAAUGUUGCAUAAUGCCAGUUUACUCAUCGAUGAUAUUGAAGACAACUCAAAACUCCGACGUGGCUUUCCAGUGGCCCACAGCAUCUAUGGAAUCCCAUCUGUCAUCAAUUCUGCCAAUUACGUGUAUUUCCUUGGCUUAGAGAAAGUCUUAACCCUUGAUCACCCAGAUGCAGUGAAGCUUUUUACCCGCCAGCUUUUGGAACUCCAUCAGGGACAAGGCCUAGAUAUUUACUGGAGGGAUAAUUACACUUGUCCCACUGAAGAAGAAUAUAAAGCUAUGGUGCUGCAGAAAACAGGUGGACUGUUUGGAUUAGCAGUAGGUCUCAUGCAGUUGUUCUCUGAUUACAAAGAAGAUUUAAAACCGCUACUUAAUACACUUGGGCUCUUUUUCCAAAUUAGGGAUGAUUAUGCUAAUCUACACUCCAAAGAAUAUAGUGAAAACAAAAGUUUUUGUGAAGAUCUGACAGAGGGAAAGUUCUCAUUUCCUACUAUUCAUGCUAUUUGGUCGAGGCCUGAAAGCACCCAGGUGCAGAAUAUCUUGCGCCAGAGAACAGAAAACAUAGAUAUAAAAAAAUACUGUGUACAUUAUCUUGAGGAUGUAGGUUCUUUUGAAUACACUCGUAAUACCCUUAAAGAGCUUGAAGCUAAAGCCUAUAAACAGAUUGAUGCACGUGGUGGGAACCCUGAGCUAGUAGCCCUAGUAAAACACUUAAGUAAGAUGUUCAAAGAAGAAAAUGAAUAAUGUUAAGCCAUUCUUGAUUGGACCUCAUAGCUUAUUUUAGUUAAUCUUUUUUUUGUCUUUUAGCCUUACCACCUUUUAAAAAAUUUGUUAUUCUCCAGAAACAGUAAAUAGGUGAGUAGGGGUGGUGCAAGUGAAUUCGUUUUCAUUUAGAAGCCCCUCUGUACAGAUAAUCAAAAUUCAAAGUUGAAAGAAUCAAAAGCAGCCACAGUUAUGUAGGUCUGAUUUGAAUGUCAUAAUUGCAGUGACAGGACAUUGCCACCAACUCCAUCCUACUACCAUCAAUGUUGUGUUUAUUCCGUCAAUAAAAAAGACUUGCUUCCAGGAA